UUGAUGAUCUUGGUUGAUGACAGCAUUCAGCUCAGUGACGCUAUUAUGUACACGGAAGAGAUGUUUCAAUUAUUACCAGAAGCGAGUCUCAGAGCACUAUUGUACCACUAUUAUAUGGGGAUGACUAAGUCUUGUUCUAAAACUAGGAAAGAGUACAAACACAACUUUUGAACUAGCAAGUAUUGCUGUGAACACUUCAACAACACAGUCAGUGAGGUGAACAGCUUUGCAAACAAGUUAGCUGACGAGGAUGCGGAUACAUACCCUUUUGCCGACGUCAGUAUCCUUAGCAGAGCUCCACCCACAUUCGCGAAACUCUUGAUGCCUUUCCACAACGAAAUGAUCGAAACUUAAAACAAAAACACGGGUGAUGAGCAUGAUGGACGUUUCAAUUUCAACUUAUGAGGUAUGUAGGAAUCAGAAGCUCUAAUUCUUCUUCCCCUUUUCUAUCUCAACGUUGGCACCGGAACUUGGCCUGCCACUGCAAUUCAAUGAUGCAUUAUGCUCAGGAAAUCGAGAAAAUCUUCAACCAUCAAAGAUCCUUGACCGAAGCGGGUAUCGAGCCCAUUGUGUCCAGUUUAGUGAUUCAAGGACCCAUCCAUAAAGCGUUACGAUAGUUCGAGGAUUUCAGAAAUUAUGAGCUUGGAUGUAUGUUCAGUUUUGAGUAGAUCCAUAAUAUGUAUACAGCACAUGCUACUUAUUUUUAUUUCAGGGUACACCUCGUAUGAAAUUUACAUCCUCUUUUUAAAAAAUGAAAGCAUAGCUUCGCAUUUCUGUUUGUCUAUGGUUCACUUCACAAACUAGGAUCACUGUUAACGAAUAGCCUGGAAAUAAGUCCGUGAAAUGAAAGUUUUUCACCGAGAAGCGCAGCGUAACAUCCGCACCGCAGUCAUGAUAGACGGGUGAAAAUGAAAUUUAAGCUUCCCAGUAGGUACGGCUCACUGACUGCCAACUGCGAUGAUGGACUCCAAAAACGGCAAAUUGCAGCUGGCUCCACUUCUAGUGUUGCACCGUUGCACUACCUACUGGUUGAUGAGGACGAUGAAGAGAUGGAGUUCCAUGAGAUGAUGCUGAUGCUGUUGCACACAGGCACGAGGCAGGCACUCCGUGCCAUGGACCUAACCAGGCGUGUAGAAUUCAAUUCCAAACUAACACACUACUGAGGGAGCAGAACUGCGCCGCCAACAGUAGUUUGGACUAGUUCGCUCCACAUCGACUACGGUGGCGCGGAGUAAAUAGACAUCCUUGGCCUGCCGACGUCGACGUCGUCGGGUGGAAUCGAUGCGUGUCUAAUGAUGAUGACGUUGCUGAUGGAAAUGGACCCUUAGGAACCAAGGGAUGAAUAUAUUUGUGGAGUAUGGGUUAAGCGGAACGGUAUGAACUUUGCAAUCAGCCAAGAGAAUAGGCAACACAUGAUGUGAGGUUCAAAUUGCCGAGCAAACGUAAAGGCACAAACAUACUCAUCAGGUAUCGUGCUAUCGUAUAGGGUUAUAAUGUGCACUAGACCAGUGGGGUGACACGGCUGUCAAACUCGGUACAUCGCCGCUCCACCCAUCAUCAUUUUUGGUACGGCGUGUUUUGGUACCCACUUUCUGGUCGGUUUACCCUAACUUGCUCCUGAUUUUCGGGUGUGUGUCUCGUGUGUUGCUAGUGCUUAUUUCAGAAAUUACACAUUUUAAACGAAAUCGUUGGUUUUGAUGAUUGUUUCUCUUUCUUUAUCACUUUGCACGAUAUUAUGUGUAGCAGCGAAGCAGCGUCGAUGUUUCCAGCGCAUUUUUUUUCCAUGAAUUACACAAUCAAAACAAAACAUUGUACGCCAUGUUGAAUUGAAUGCUGGGUAGAUGAUUUUGGCCCUUCGUCAUCCCCCUGCACUAGACAGGCUUUAAACUUCUAGCCGUCUUGUAACUAAUUUCAGCUUUUCCAAGUAAGUGGUAAAUUGUUAGAGUUCAAACUUGGUUGUUUUCACUGGAAUCUAAAUUAGCUUAGAACGAGCUCAUCAAAACGCAAUAGUGUGUCUAUUGCCUCUGCAAUAGUCAAAUUGAAUUGACAAUACCAAAUGAAUGAUUGGGGGUUGCAAAAUAGUGAGUCGACAAGGAGCGUCCAACAUAGCUCUGGUCCUCACAAGUUCCUACCUCAUGCUUCCACGGGUCAAGCGAUGACAAAGACCGCCAGCUAAGAGUUGUGCGCUUAGCUGGAAGUGCAGCCUGGGCACUGUUUUCUUUCUGACUUCAGCUAGAUUGAGGUGAUACGUCCUGAGCGUAUUUUCACCAAGGAGGUGCGGCUCAAGCAGCUGAGUAUGACCGGAAGCUAUACCGGAAGGUGGCAGCGGGCAGCCCCACCACGGUGGAUAGGAGACCUUAGGCCAACAACCUACUGUUUCCGAAAACCAAAAAACCGUUACUGAAACCGAAAAUGAAAGAUUACGAACUGAUUCAACGGCAACGACUUUUAGCGCGAAACAGCGAACAAGAAUUGGAACUUAGAAUGUAUUAACCCUAGCCCAGCAGGGUAAACUGGCACAACUAGCCAAUGAGGCAUGCAGUAUGAAGCUUGAGAUCCUAGGACUGAGCGAAGUCCGUAGUCCGAAGGCCGAACUUUGGAGAACACAGAUUGGCGUCGGGUCAAAUUCUGCUAUACUCUGGCCUACGAGGUGAACACGCUCCUCGCCACCGUGGAGUUGGUUUCCUGCUCAGCGCUUACGCCCACGCUGCACUCAUAAAGUGGGAACCUAUUAAUGAGAGGAUAAUUGUAGCCAGAUUCAGAACACGGGUUCGAAACCUUACCAUGAUCCAAUGUUACGCCCCAACCGAUGCUGCCGAAUUGCAAGACAAAGAGAACUUUUACAGUCAACUGAAUGCUGUCGUAGACAAGAUUCCGAAAAGUGAUAUCAAGAUCCUCAUGGGCGACUUCAACGCGAAGGUUGGUUCCGACAACUCGGACUAUGAGCACGUCAUGGGACGCCAUCAUGGUCUCAGAGAAAUGAGCGAAAACAGAGAGCUGUUUGCAGAGUUUUGUGGCAACAAUGGCAUGGUGAUUGGGGGAUCGCUCCUCAUCGACCAGUGCACAAAGUGACAUGGGUUUCCCGUGAUGGCGUCACGGAAAAUCAAAUCGACCACAUCAGCAUCAGCCGAAAAUGGAGACGGAGCCUUCUUGAUGUGCGGAACAAAAGUAGCGCCGACAGUGUGUUCGAACAUCAUCUCCUAAUCGGCGAGAUCCGACUGCGCAUUGCCAGGAUCCAGCGACAUGAGGAGAAAAUCAGACGCCGGUUCAAAACACGCCGACUGGAAGACGCUGCGGUGAGAAGGUUCUUCGUCGAGGAGCUAGAGAACCGUGCCGCGGAUAUUACAGCAGGUGGAAGCGUAGAAGAUCAAUGGAACGCCAUCAAGAUCGCCUUCAUCGCCACCGGCGAGAAUAUUUUGGGUGAGCUACGCAAACGGAGAAAGUAGUGGAUCACAGAUGAUACCUGGAGGAAGAUAGAGGAGCAAAGGAACGCCAAAGCCGCGAUAGAGCGAGCGAAAAAACACGAGGAGCCAAAGCAGUAGCUCGUCAGCGCUAUUCGGCUCUCGAGAAGGAAGUGAAAUGCUCAUGUAGACGGGACAAAAGAGCGUGUGCAGACUCCCUAGCCGACGAAGGCGAGAAAGCCGCAAACACCGGCGACAUUCGUCUCCUCUACGAUGUUUCACGUCACCUUAGUGGGACUAAGAUGAAUGCUACGAUGCCCGUGAAAGACACGCCUGGGCAGUUACUGACCGACCCGGCUGACCAGUUGAAACGCUGGUUCGAGCACUUUGGAAACCUUUUUCAAGUGUCGGUCACGCCAUCAACACCUCAGCAUGAUCCGCCAAGGGUUCGACGCCUUACCCGUGUCAAAACCGAAGUUCCAUCAGUGCAGGAGAUAGAAACAGCCAUCCGUAGCAUGAAAUCGAACAGGGCCCCAGGAGUCGAUCGCAUAUCAGCUGAGAUGCUCAAAGCUGACUUCGUAGUAUCCGCACAACUACUGCAUCAAUUAUUCCACAACAUAUGGGAAACCGCGCCAUUCCCGGCCAUUUGGAUGCAAGGCGUCUUAGUAAAGGUACCCAAAAAGGGUGAUCUAACUGUAUGCGAUAAUUGGCGGGGCAUCAUGUUACUGUGUAUCGUUCUCAAAGACCUCUGCAAAGUGAUCCUUAACCGGAUACAGGAGAAGAUUGACGCAAUUCUUCGACGGCAGCAAGCAGGAUUCCGUGGCGGACGAUCCUGUGUGGACCAUAUUGUCACGCACCGUAUCAUCCUGGGGCAAAUCAUUGAAUUCCAAGAGUCUCUUUACCUGUUGUUCAUUGAUUACGAAAAAGCUUUCGACCGUCUCAAUCACGGAAACAUGUGUGGAGCCCUCAGGCACAAGGGUGUCCUUGAAAAAGAAAAAAGAAAAAUCAUUGGCCUCAUUCAAGCUCAGUACGAGGCAUUUUCGUUCAGAGUAGUACACAACGGUGUCUUAUCCGAUCCCAUCCAGGUCGUGGCUGGAUGUAUACUAUAAUCGCUACUGUUCUCAUCAUAAUCGACGAGAUCCUGGUAAGAUGCGAUUGAUCGUGAACCGAGCCGUGAGUUGCUGUAGCACCUCGUUACCAUGGAGCACCUAGAUGACUUCGAACUGACUAAUGACGCUACGCUCUUAGCUCAACGGCACUCUGAUAUGCAGAACAAGCUCGAUGAUCUUACCAAUCGCUCCUCAGCGGCAGGUCUUACUAUCAACGUCAACAAGACCAAAUCGUUGGAUGUAAACACGGUCAACCCUUCCAGCUUUACGGUAGCUGGGCAAUCAGUGGAGAAUGUUGAAAGCUUCCAAUAUCUUGGUAGCCAAAUGGCGGCCUAUGGCGGCACCAAGAUCGACAUAGGUGCCCGGAUCAAGUAGGUGAGGGCUGCUUUUGCGAGUUUAAGAAACGUAUGGUAAAACAACCAGAUUACUUGACGCACCAAAAUCCGAAUUUUCAGCUCGAACGUGACAUCUGUGCUGCUAUACGCCAGUGAAACCUGGUGUGUAUCAGCUGAGAACACUCAACGGCUGCAGGUCUUCAUCAAUAGAUGCCUGCAGUAUAUAAUUCGUGCAUGGUGGCCUUACAAUUGGAUCUCCAUCGUCGAUGUCAUCAAAAGCCAAUAGCGACAGAAAUUCGGGAGCGAAAGUAGAGUUGGGUCGGCCCAACCCCCCCGUAACUUGACAGAUGAGCUCAGUUUCGCGUACCUACUUGCAAAUAGCAGAUGUCGCUAUUGUUCGUAAACAACGGGUCCAUCCUUCACUGACGCUACAAUUUUUGUCCAUGCGAAAACAUAUUUUUGUUUCGUGGUGAGUGGAGCCAACAAGAGGCUAGCGUUUCGUAUCAAAAGGACGUAUUCAACAGAAGCGCAAAAACUGAUGUUCAUUAAAUUGAAAUUAUUUUGAUUUUUUCUUUUUGUUGUCGUAAGAAAUGUAAUAAAAGUACAUGUUUAAACGGUCUUCCUUAUUAAUUGAUGACUGCGCAUGCUAGACCAAACCAAGAUCAAACUCGAAAAAAAAAACAUCUGCAAAUGAUUGUUUUUAACUUCCACUUGGCCAUCAGAUAUGUAGCUGUAAAAUGUUAGCAUAAGUUACCUAAUUUAUUACUUGCUGGUGUUUAAUAACCGCACUAGAAGAAAACAUGAGUUUCUUAUUAAUUUUAUGAAAGCCGAUUACUUUGCCUUUACUUGUUUUAUAGAUAUAAUUUUCGCUUCUAGUAAACAAAUUCAUUAUGCCGCACUUAAUUUGCAUGUAUCUACCACAAAAAAUGCGGAAACAACAAAUAAAGGUUUCUGUUUAAUGUUUUAAUAUUUUUUGUUCGGUUUGUUAUUGUCGGUUUUCGUUCUUUUCAAAAGUAGCGCUUGCCGCUUUGAAUCUGACAGUACCACCCGGACCAAAAUUUUUAGGUACGCUGACAUUGUUCGGCAGCUGUCAAGAAGCUCCCGGGUUGGGUCGGCCACACUCUACGCAGGGGCGGAAACGAAAUUUGCAAGCAAGCGUUAGAUUGGAACCAAGCAGGACAACGCAGCAGAGGCAGACCCAGAGGCUCAUGGCGGCACAACCUAAACAACGAGAUCAAGCAAGUCAACAGGAAUUUACUCUGGCCACAGGUCACGGCAAUGGCGGGCUAUCGCUCAGGAUGGAGAUCUUUCAAUUCGGCUCUUUGCACCACCGUGGGUGGUCAGAACUGAAAGGAAGAUAAGUUGCAGCUGCGAAUAUUGAACGUGUGACGCCAACUCAGCAUGUGGUAAACAAGCUUUCCGAAUAAAAGUGCAAAAUAAAUACACGGUACUAAAUAACGAAGAAUGAAGUGAAGCUUUUGCUGCUGUAAUAUUUGAUUGGUGAUUUUACCUCAGCUAAGUGAAGAGGAAAGCAUACAUAGACGUGUUGAAUAUGCGACGAAAUGCUCCCGUAAACAAAAUUGUGGUACAUAUAACCGUCGAGGGACCAUCGAAAACAACCGUCGAGGAUUGCGACAAGUGAAGCUGGCUUCGGAAUACACGGAUGUGUCGGAUUCGCCAGCAAGAAGAGUGCACAACUCAUUAUCACAUGCCUCCCCCUGUGACGACAUUCGCCUCAACUCGAUGAGCCCCGGCGUGGCAACAACCGCCGAAGGAACGACGUUAGCAUGGUUCGCAUGGCAGGUUCGAAGCUGUUGGCACGACUACUGCUACUGAUCUCAUCGGUCACGUUGGUAUCGCUGCUGGCACUGACCCGCUGCGGUCUCGGUGGCCUCAUCGCCACAGAAAACGGCUUCUCGAACGGUGCAGCGGCCCUCAACGGAGAGCGUGCUGGCGGUGCACCGCAAGCCUUCGGCGUCGGCGGAGAUGAAGAGUACGCUGCUGGUCCCGGUUCGGGGAUUCGAGAGUCUUCCGCUGCGCUACCUGCGGCAAGCCGUUUCACGAAUGAUGAACAGCAGAAUGGGUAUCUGCAGAUGUUGCAACAGCGCGAAGAGGAGAACCUCAAAGAGGUAGCGAAGCUGACGGCCGAGAUCAAGGCGCUCAAGCUGCAGAUCUUGCAGAUGAGGAACGCUCAGCCGGGGGAACUGCUUCCGAAUGGGAGCUUGAGCAGUGGAACGUUGAAUUCACCGCAAACACCAAUCAUUCACGAUUGUUCGGCAUUCAUUCGACGGCAGGUCGGAUCUGCGGAGAUUCUCCAUGGGCUUCCAUUGAACAACGAGUACGAGUUGAUUCCCUUCAACCAUUUUACGUUCAGCCGGGUGUACCCGAUCGAGUUGGGAUUGGGGAAACGAGUGGUGGAGAAGCCCAUCGGGUACAAGAGACGGGACAUUCUAGGGGCGUUGAACAAAGCGAUCGAGACGCUGAAUCGGAACAUAACUGCAAACAUGAUGAAAUACACGCUGGACGACUUCACGGAGGGUAUCUACCGAAACGAGCCCACCACGGGGACGCAAUAUGAGCUAUACUUUCGUACGAAAGAACUCAACAAAAGCGCUUCAUCCAGCGGACAGCAUCACGAUCACGGCAACCACGGGACGACCAAGCUGAUCGUGAUGAGGCCGUUCGCUCCGCUGCAGACGAUCCAGAUGGAGGCCUUUCCGAAGCAGCAGGAAAAGGAACUGAUCCAUAUCAUACUGCCUUUGUCCGGUCGGACGUCGACCUUCCAGAGCUUUAUGGACAAAUACGUGAAGAUCGCGCUGAAGCACGACAAGCGGGUGCACCUGACGGUGAUCUACUUCGGCGAGGAGGGUCUGUCGGAGGCGAGGUCGAUCAUGAGCCGGGUGAUCGGUAUGAAGAACUCCGGAGGAAAUUCGUCCAAUCUGAAGCUGUUGGCGUUGAACGAAACGUUCUCGAGGGCUAAGGCUCUACGAGUUGGUGCUGAAAAGGUGUGGAGCAGCAAUGUAAAUAAGGACAAAGACGUGCUGCUGUUCAUGUGUGAUGUAGAUAUAGUAUUUAGCGCUAAAUUCUUAGAUAGAUGCCGAUGGAACACUAAACCGAAUCGAAAGGUUUACUACCCGGUGGUGUUCAGCUUGUACAACCCGCACGUGGUGUACACGUUGCAGGGUAAGGAAGUGCCUCCGGAAACGGAUCAGUUGCUCAUUUCGAAGGACUCCGGUUUCUGGCGGGACUUCGGGUACGGCAUGACCUGCCAGUACCGGUCCGAUUUCCUUAAGGUGCGUGGUUUCGACGAGGAAAUCAUCGGUUGGGGCGGUGAAGACGUCAUGCUGUACCGGAAGUACGUGCGAUCGCACAUCAAGGUCAUCCGGGCGACAGAUCCAGGUAUUUUCCACAUCUGGCAUCCCAAGAUCUGUACAGGUGUGGCAGCGGGCCAGAAACUUUCCGUUGAUCAGUACCGGGCGUGCAUCCGAUCCAGGGCGUUGAACGAAGCGUCCCAUGCCCAGUUGGGAUUCCUGGCCUUCCGGGACGACAUCGUUGCCAACGAGGGUAAGAUUUUGAGCGGCCUGAAGCUCGGAAACUCGAGCAAGGUGAAUCAGAAGGUUAGUAGAAGUGGCAGCGGCGGUGGUAAUAAGACGAGCAAGGACUCGGACAAGAAGCUUACAACGACAGAUCACAAUAAGAAGAGCACAUGAUCUUUCAUGAUACAGCAUCAGGAAAGUAUCUGGCGCAUUGAAUUCUAGGUUAGACCAUCUUAGUAGGACCAACAGCUAAAUAGACGAAGCGCGACAUAGGUUAAACAAAAUCAAAUUCCUGAUGUUUGUAUAAACGGGCUAGUCGAAUAGAUCAAGUGAAUUUAUCACACCUUUCUUUAGUUGAUAUUAAGUUUUCAAGACAAGUUAAAUUGUAAAUACAUUCCGUAGAAAGAAAAUAUUUCUCCUUCCUAAGAAUUAGGAUUCCAAUUGAAAUGAAGACUUUUAGAUCAAAUUUAGAAAUCAGCCAGAAUUUACCAAACUGCUCAACCUUUUGAAUAGAAACAGAUGAACGGGAAGUAAAAAGUGUUACGGUCACUGAUCAGAAGGCAAUUAAAUAAUUUUUCCUCGACACCUCCACCUACAUCGUCCGAAUAUGGACGAGAACGCAUGACGAAUGGUACGCGUAUCGUUCGUGAUUAUCUUCAAACUGCGGGCGUGCAGAACGAUAGCCGCGGGACGGUCCGGAAAUGAUCAUUGGUCGAGUAAAUAGAGCGAUGACAAACACGUUCGUUUGUUGGAGAUCAUCCGUGGCCAUUAAAUACAGUUUUUUUUUAUCGGCACCAACGUGCGUUAUCUAGUUUGUAAUUUGUUUGUAAGUGGGAAAGUACUUUUCAGUGACCUGAAGCGAACCGCGUUGCUGACAUUAGUUCCAUUGCCAAACAGCAGGUUCAGCGAAGAAUGCGAGCGAUUAUGUAAGAGUUUAAAUUGGAAGAGAUUGUUAAUAUUUUGAACUUAGGUUUUUUGAAAAAUCAGUUAGAUUUUCUUGUGGUUGGGACGAUUUAUCAAUUGUAAAUAUGUACGAAGUCGUGAGAAACUAAUGAAAACGUCAUGAAAACCGAUAAUAAUAAUUACUUUUGAAGUAUUAGAAAGUUUA
Molecule: messenger RNA, 9489 nt
Organism: Aedes albopictus (Asian tiger mosquito)
Lineage: Eukaryota; Metazoa; Arthropoda; Insecta; Diptera; Culicidae
Gene: Csgalnact
Product: chondroitin sulfate N-acetylgalactosaminyltransferase 1
Exons: 5
Coding region: 6633-8555 (640 amino acids)
Cellular component (GO): Golgi cisterna membrane
Molecular function (GO): glucuronosyl-N-acetylgalactosaminyl-proteoglycan 4-beta-N-acetylgalactosaminyltransferase activity
Source: RefSeq, a predicted model, not a curated record